UUUUAGUUUAACAUGUCACUUUUAUUAAUGUUGCAUUUGCACCACAAGUUGCUGCUUGCACCCUGUUUCAAUAAUUGUUUUAUCUUUACCUCUUCUUGUUUUGUUCUUUUACUUUUAGGGAGUCUAUUAAAUUAUCUGGUCUGAUAUCUGUCUAAUAAACACAUAAAGAAAAAAGAGACAAGAAAGAAAGAGGAAGAAAAGGAAGAGGUGGAGUCUGAUGAGAUCUACAGAGUAUUUCCAAAUCAAGCCCUCAUGUUAUUAAAACUAAUCCGUCCAUGAGACACUGCACUGGUCUAUCCAGCACGCAGAUGGUGGCUGAACAAAAGCUUCACUCCUGUGAGUCAGCAGAUGUUUACUUUUUGGACUGUUUUCUCACGAUCUCUUUAACCACUUUAUCAGGAAUUAUUCAACUCGUUGGAAAGCUGGACAAUCAUGGCCUCCACGCCUCCACACAACUUCUCCUGGGUCGAUCCAAACAAAGUGGCCGGACUGGCCCUACCCAGGAUGCCAUGUGAAUACCGCUACCUGCUGGACAACGGCAUCAAACACCUGGUUUGCCUGUGUGAGAGAAAACCACCUCACCAUGACACGUGCCCAGAGUUGAAGCUGCACCACAUCAAGAUAGCGGACUUCACGUCUCCUUCACUGAGUCAGAUCGAAAGAUUUCUCUCCAUCGUGGAGCAGGCCAACGCCAAGGGGGAGGGUGUGGGAGUACACUGCAUGCAUGGACAUGGCAGAACAGGUACCAUGCUGGCCUGCUACCUGGUGAAGACGAGGAAGCUAUCGGGCAUUGACGCCAUCAAUGAGAUCCGCAGGCUGCGACAGGGCUCGAUCGAAACUCACGAACAAGAGAAAGCUGUGGUACAGUUUUAUCAGCGCACAAAGUAGCUUUCACACAGGUAACUGUUCUGCUUCUGAGAGGAGGCAGAGGUAGCACAAGUUUUACAGUUGAUAAGCUUAAAACCUCGAUCAUAUUGCCAAAUGAACUCUUUAUUAUCUAGAAUUUACAAUACUACACACUACAACUACAGUGAAUACAUCCUCACACUGUCAUUAACAUGGUACUGUAUACUGUCCUUUUGCUAUCACAUCAUUACUUCUGUUUAUGUGAACAUGUUGCUCCUUCGAAGUUUCUGUUUACAAGGCUUUAACCUUUAUUUAAGCACUGGACGCCAGAGAGAAGAGACGCUGACGCUCCUUGAAUGUGAGCUUCUCAGGAGCCGACGCUCUCUUGAUUUUCUCCUCCUGGCUUCUGUAAAUAAACACUGAUAUUAGCAGGAAUACUUGAAUAGUACUAAUGGGAAUUCAUGUGUGGGGUCAUAAACAGUAGCUUGUGCUGUUUUAAAACUAUAUUUAUAGAGUGUAUUUUACUCAGGGAUCUCUUUCAUACACUUUGAAAGUUUUUGGAAGGAUAAAUUGCUGUUAUGUCUCACUGUUUUAAAAGCAAACUUAAUUCAGAGGCUUGUGGGGACCGUACACAACUGUGUACGGAUAUAUAUGUGUCAUUAAAGGAAUACUUCACCCACACAAUGACCAUUUGCAUAUCAGUUACUCACCUUUUGCUACCAUGAAUUGUUGAAGAAAAAAAAGUAUGCCCGAUACUUCCCAAACGCAUUCAUUUUCACUGAAACAUGAUUUAAAGCACUUCUGCCUACUAGCAGCAUGCCCUGAGUGUGCCUGAGCAUGCUACUCUGCCAUUCAUGAGACAUUUUGUACUGACGUGUUUAAAUCCUGUUUAAGGCCAGUUGCAUGUGUUUGGGAAGUCCUGAGCAUACGACUGGAUAAAUGAGGCUUGGAUUAUAUUGCACAAGUUGUGUGAGAGUUUCGAUAUACUUCUGCAGUUAUUAAAUGUGGUCUCCAUUUACUUCA
Messenger RNA from Epinephelus lanceolatus (giant grouper), 1869 nucleotides. Lineage: Eukaryota; Metazoa; Chordata; Actinopteri; Perciformes; Serranidae. The record is from RefSeq and is a predicted model, not a curated record.